AGACAGCAAUGAAACAGGAAUUAGAGUUGGAAAAGCUGAACGUUUCAUGUUAGAAAACUUGAAUGAAGUCUGCGAUAACUGGAAUAAAAAGGUAAAUGAAUUUAGAAUGUUAAUGAAAGAAGCAGAACAAUCAGAAAAGUUUAAUGAAACCCACCUGAAAACUUGUGACCAACGACAAGAUGACACAAAAAGGAAAGCCAUCAUAAAGAU
Messenger RNA from Cetraspora pellucida, 210 nucleotides. NCBI's taxonomy places the organism in Eukaryota, Fungi, Glomeromycota, Glomeromycetes, Diversisporales, Gigasporaceae. The record is from the annotation of a GenBank genome assembly.